AUGACUAUUAGCUUUCUACCUGGAGAGCCUAACAGAUAUCCUAACUCUGUCUGUACCGUCAAUUGGGAUGGAAACAGAAUUUUAGCUUACUGUUCCGGAAACAACUUAAUAAUUUUACAAGAUACAUCUUACCUCAUUCAAACUAUUUAUCUCAACUCCGAUGGUAUCUCUAUUUCCAUUGAUAGAGAAUCUGGCUGGCUUGCUGUGUCACAGGAAAAUUCUGUUCAGAUAUAUGCCCCAACAAAGAGAUUUGACAAACCUCCAAAAUGGGAUAAACUAAUAGAGUUUUCUAACGAAAAAAGUCAAGGCAUUAUUACCAGUCUUUCUUGGGGAACUCAACACGAGCUUUUGACUGGCUCCAAAUACUUAAACCUUUGGGAUGUAAAAGAAACAGACUGCAAAAAACUAUGGUCUCGUGAAUUAUCAACUCAAGUUCAUACAGCAAUUUUUUCUCCCGAUAGCUCUUUUGUUGCUUCAAUUGGAUUUUAUGACCAAAAUGUCAAAAUAUGGAAUCGCCUAUCAUUUGAUCAUGACAACUUAGAUUUUGAUUUCACAUAUCUUCCUCAUAAGGACAUUGUCACUACUUUACGUUGGCGCCAGUCACUAUAUCCCAACCAAUCGAUUGCAAACACAUUAUAUACAUCUUGCGGUGACAAUUAUCUUCGCGUUUGGCAACCAACUGAUGUGUGCGAAUCAUCUACCUUAAACCUUUGCUGUGAGAUUGAUUUAUUUCAAGGGAUAGACCAUGAUCCAAAACUGAGAAGAUUUGCAUUUAUGCUUGAUAAUGGUGACCUAGCAAAAGGAAUUGAAAAUGCCAUCAUUCGUUCACAUGAUGUUCCAAGUUCAUCCAUAAAACGAAUUACAGAUUUGGCACAGAUCUCGCCAGAUUUAUGUGUUAUUUUAACAGAAGAAAAUAAGAUGGAUGUCUAUACCGUCGAAAAUUUGGGCCACAAGCAUGAUAAAAGCGUUUCCAUCAAACCUUUUGUAAAAGAUCUCAACCUACCUUCAAGAUUUCCCAGCGAUGCAAGACAUUUGACUUUUUUUUCAUUUUUUAACUCCACUUUCACUAAAGACGCCAAUGACACCCGACUAAAAGAUAUUUCGAUCAUAGUUCACGAUUAUCGUGGUGUUCUUUUACAUUAUACUGCUUUCAUUGAUAGAAUGCUUGAUCCCACAGUUACCAAAAAACAUUGGUCACUUAAUGCAAUCCUUACAGGUCAUAACAAAUCAGUGCAACGACUUUUUAGAACAGCUAAUGGUCAACAUUUGCUCUCUAUUAGCAGAUUUAACGAGAAUUAUGUUUGGAAAAUACAUAAGCUUGAAGGUUCAGUUACUCUGCAACGGUGUUCGCUUGUUCUUACUGAUGCAAACAAAUCUAUUAAGAGAGCAACUAUUUUGGGGAACGGUGAUUAUCUUUUGACUAUUUUACAAGACAGUAUUUGCUUAUGGGACUGCAAACGUUUCAAUGCUUCUAAAAUAUCUGAAAAACCUUUAAGAUCUAAGCAAGAAGCCAUAUUGCUAUUUGCAUUACCUGGAAGUGAAAAUGUACUUGAUGGACAUGGAGUUGUUGCCAUUUACCCUGAUAAAACCGGUCAUCUUUGGAAGAUAUCCUUACCCAAGAGCAACUCCCAAAAUACUGAUAAUGGAGAUAUGAUUAAAGAUUUAGGCACUUUCAAACUUCCAUUAGAAGAUGAUAUGUUAACUGCUGUUAGAGUAGACCCAGUGAGCUGGAAUGCUACAUUGAACUACAGCAAGGAACCUAGCCAAAAUGUUGUCUUUGCUACAAUGUCCCCUUCUGGAGUAUUUAGAAGUUGGUCGGCAUGCUUGUCUAAAGAUGAAGUUGAGUGGUUAGAAAUCGACUUAGUUGAAACUGGAAUACAAAAUGCAUCGAGAGUAGAAGUUUCUUCGAUUAACAAAGUUGCAAUUACAUGCUCUACCUCUUUCAAUUUAAGCAUUUGGGACAUGAAAAAUCAAAUGCUUGAAUUUGAGCAGCGAUUUGAAUCUCCCAUAUCAGAUUUAGAUUGGACUGGAACUCCGGAUUCUCAAGGGAUUUUGGCUGUUGGUCUUUCUUCUGAAGUUAUUCUUUAUUCACAACUUCGUUUUGAUUAUACCAACAAAACUCCAUGCUGGACACCAGUUAAAAAAAUCGAUAUUUCUAUGUAUACCACUCAUGGAAUUGGUGAUUCGAUAUGGCUAUAUGGAGGUAGUUUGGCUAUUGGUGCUGGUAACCAGUUUUUCAUCACUGAUCCCGAAGUUCAUAUUACCGAUACUAAUACCAAAAUAUUGACGGGUUCUACUCGAGAUAAAUCGAAACAAACAACUCAUCACAAUGGCCUAUUUGAAGUUUGCGCAAUUCUUAAUGGCCCUUUACCGGUUUAUCAUCCUCAAUUUUUAAUCCAGUGCUUAUUCGCGGACAAACUUGAUAUGGUUAAAUGGAUAUUAGUUCUUCUUUUACAAAAAAUCAAAUUUGGAGUUGUUUUAGACAAUAAUGUCAUUGAUAUUUCAAGCAAUUUAGAUCUUGAACCAGAAAAGGUCUUGGAUCUCAUGAAAGAGAAGACAGAGAAAAAGGAGCAUUUUUCAGCAGUUCCCACAUCCUCGAUUGAUGACCUCCAAAAAUUUGAUUCUUCUGUCGCCGAGCAGCUGCAAGAAUGGCUUCAAAAAGUAUCUUUGCCUUUUUUAACCCAACAUCAACAGAUAACUCUUGCAAGUGUAAUCGAAGGGGUUGCAAAAGUUCAAGAAAAUUUGCGUUCUAUUGACGCAAAUGGUAUCAAAUUUCUUCUUGGGUACAGACUGUUUUUAAUUCAUAGAGGCGUCCAAGAGUCAAUGAAUAUUAGAGAUUUCAACUGGGCUCUUCACAGUGAAUCGCAAGAUAUUCUUUUUGAUCUCAUUAAAGGAAAUUCUGAUACUAAAUUUAUGUGGCCUGUCGCCAGAGACACUGGUAUGGCUUAUUGGCUUAGGACAGAUAAACUUCGUGAAGUAUUUGAGCUUCUUGCCCGAAACCAUUUCAUUCAAAAUAACAGAGACCCCACCAAGUGCUCUUUAUAUUAUUUUGCACUGAAGAAAAAACAAGUGCUUUUGGGUCUUUGGAGAACUGCAUCUUGGCAUAAAGAACAAGUAAAAACCAUGAAACUUCUUGCAAAUGAUUUUAAUACUGAGAAGUAUAAAAUAACUGCACAAAAAAAUGCGUACGCUUUGUUAGGAAAACAUCGGUUUGAAUAUGCUGCAGCUUUCUUUUUGCUAGGCGACUCUCUUCGAGAGGCUGUUAAUGUCAUCGCCAAAGAUAUGAAUGAUAUACCACUUGCAAUUGCAAUUGCACGAGUUUAUGGGGGUGAUGACCAUGAAGCUUUUAAAGGACUUUUACAGCGUUAUGUUUUACCAAAGGCUGUGCUGGAAGGAGAUCGCUGGACUACUAGCUGGGCCUUUUGGAGGCUAGGUGAUCGUGAAUCAUCCAUUCAAGCACUUGUCAAAUCUCCACGGGAAAUCUUGGAUAAAUGUCAAGAUUCAAUUCAAAUGGCAAAAGAAGACUGCCAAGUUCUUGACAACAAGUCGUUUUUGGUUGACGAUCCAGUUUUGAUAAUGCUUUAUCGAAACCUUCGCAAACAAAACCUUAAGAAUUUACUUGGUGCUGUUCAACUAAAGCCUCGAGAUGAAUUUAACUUUGUUCUUAAGACAGCGAGCAUAUACAGGCGAAUGGGAUGCGAUAUUCUGGCAUUGGCAUUAGUGACAAAUUGGACUUUUAUACUGGAUAAAGCUGCUUUGUUAGGAAAAAUCACUGUGCCAACAUCUAUUGCAACUACCCCCAUUGACCAAAAAGAUUCGCCAAAUAUCUCGUUAUUGAAUUCACAAAGUGGAUCUAUACUUGACAAUAAAAAGCUUCGAGAAGCAGUUGCAGCUCGAAGAAACUCCUUAUUUGGAGGAAAUGCAGCAGCCAUGGCAGCGUUUGCGGCGGCAGCAGCAGCUCCAUUACCCGAAGUAUCAAAUGGAACAGCAACUGGUCAAGGGAAUGACGGUGGAACUAAAACGGAAUCCAAUGAGAAUAACCCUUUCAAAAAUUUUAAGCCAGCACCCGCUGUUGCGUUCAAAGAACCUGAUAUGAGUGCUUUUAAAUUUGGUUUUUAA
This is a messenger RNA of Magnusiomyces paraingens, 4119 nucleotides long. RefSeq lists its product as uncharacterized. The record is from RefSeq and is a predicted model, not a curated record. The transcript has 4 exons. Gene Ontology annotation, biological process: vacuolar acidification. Gene Ontology annotation, cellular component: RAVE complex. NCBI's taxonomy places the organism in Eukaryota, Fungi, Ascomycota, Dipodascomycetes, Dipodascales, Dipodascaceae. The coding region runs from base 1 to 4119 and encodes 1372 amino acids. Gene Ontology annotation, molecular function: protein binding.